UUAGCGUAUCUUUGUAAUUUGAAUACGAAAAUCACGUUGUAUUUAGCAUUAGAAAUAGACGAUAAGAAUAUGUCGUAAGCACGUGAUGAAAAUGUUACCAUCUAUUGCAAAGUGUCAAUGUUUAGUCAUGCCUGUUACUGUAAGGUUAAGACGCGAUACAAUGAGUUGUAAAAGAUAACGAAAAAAAUUGUGAUAUACUUAUUACUAAAGGAUGAUGAGUAUUAGCACAGUAUUACAUGUUUUACUAGUUGAAUUGAAUGUGUUCACGUAUACACUAAGUGCAAAAAAACAGCAAAUUUAGUACUAUUUAAGGAUUGAAUCAGAUUUUAGAUAUGAAACCUCUCACAGAUCUACCUUUGAUCUCAAGAUUGUCUAAUAGGGUAAUACGUAUCUUGGGAUGUAAUCCAGGACAUAUGACAUUGCAAGGUACAAAUACAUACCUUGUUGGAACAGGCACCAGACGUAUACUGAUUGAUGCAGGUGAAAAGAAAACUGCAGAAGAAUAUACUAAAGUAUUAUGUAAUGUAUUAGAGGAAGAAAAAGCUACAAUAGAGCACUUGAUAAUAACACACUGGCACCAUGACCAUUUGGGUGGAGCAAAUUCUGUUUAUAAUUUGGUAAAGUCGAUGAAUCCUACAGGAACUAGUAUAAUAUGGAAAUUACCCAGAUCUAUAGAAGAUAAAGGCACAAGCGAAGAGGAAAAGUCGACUAACUGGCAACCAUUGACAGACAAACAGAUAGUGGAAGUAGAAGGUGCUAAACUUUCUGUUGAAUAUACUCCAGGACAUUCGAGCGAUCAUGCGUCUCUUUUACUAUUAGAUGAAAGAGCAUUAUUUAGCGGGGAUUGUAUUCUUGGAGAAAGGACUGCUAUCUUCGAAGACUUAUACAGUUACAUGAAAUCCCUGGAAAAAAUGUUAGCACUGAAACCAGAAGUGAUUUAUCCUGGUCACGGGAUAGUAAUAAAAGAUGCAAUAGCUAGUAUUAAUUUUUAUAUUCAGCAUAGGCUAAAAAGAGAAAAUGAUAUUUUAGGAGUUUUAAAGGAAAAUUCAAAAACCAAUACACUGACUGAAAUGGAUAUCGUAAAACAUAUAUACUUGGAUACUUCGAAUAUUAUGUGGGAAGCAGCAGCCUACAAUAUACAACACCAUCUUUAUAAAUUAUUGAAAGAAGGCAAAGUAAAAGGCGAGAAAGGAAAAUGGCAAAGUUUAUAACCUAAUUAAAUACAGAAAAUUAUUGGAUAUCACAAUUG
Molecule: messenger RNA, 1249 nt
Organism: Colletes gigas
Lineage: Eukaryota; Metazoa; Arthropoda; Insecta; Hymenoptera; Colletidae
Product: endoribonuclease LACTB2
Exons: 3
Coding region: 333-1211 (292 amino acids)
Cellular component (GO): mitochondrial matrix
Molecular function (GO): single-stranded RNA binding; RNA endonuclease activity
Source: RefSeq, a predicted model, not a curated record